CGGCCCAUUCUGCACGCUGCCUUUCUGUUGUUUUCUCUCCCAAAGCAUUCAAGACGUCAAGGGCACAUAAGCAAAAGUAGGCGAUGGUCACACUUGUAUGGGCCGAGACGUCAGUUGCUGCGGGUAUUAUAGUCCACGGCGUUUGCGUACCGAUUUGAAUCGUGUCCUUCGGCAGCUGUAGGAAGGGCCGCGAGGCAACGCACAAAGUAGUUGACAUGUGCGUUGCGCUUGAAGGUGGCCUGGUGUGGGUGCAUGGUGAGAGGCCCGCUGUCGCUGCCGUUGUUGUCGUCGCUACCGUUGUGGUCGUUGUCAUCGUAUAACGCUACGCGCGUAUUUAUUUGUCCACUGCAUUACACUCUCCGCCAUCACCUCUCGCCCCAUACAUGCCACACCCACAUACAUCCAUCGCACCAUACCCACAGCCAGGAGACAGCUCUCCACACAAAACACAAUCGCAAGACUCCCUCGCUCUCCAAACCCCUAGCAGCUCGGGAAGCACUUCCACGAACUCGCUCCAGCUCCUUGACAAUGAUCUAGACGACCCCGACGACGAACUCGACCUGGACUUGGACGAUAUGGAUCUCGAUGAAGAGGAGUCGGAUGCGCGGGUAGACGAGCCGCUGGUAAGAGGGAGAGGGGGCAGACGACGGGGCAGGAGGUACAAGGAGGAGGCGACGGAGCGAGGGCUGCUCGAGCUCAUACCGUCGCUUAUUCUAUCUCAUCCUCUACCACUCCUGCCAUUGCUGGCACUACUACCAUACAACUUCUUACCCGCCGGCGUGGUAUUCUUUGUCCCCGUCAUCUGUAUCCUCGCACUGCUGUCUGUCUGCGCCCAUAUUGUCAUUGUGUAUCUUGCAUGGUAUCUCAAGGUACCCUCGUUCGAAGAUGUUUUCGCAAAUGUCACUGGCAAAUACGGAAAGUAUGGACUUUGGGGGGGUAGAGUCGCGACCCUCAUCGCAGUCCUCGGGAUGCUCGUAAGCUGGCUUGGAACUCUACAUCCAUUGGUGCAGCCCGUCAUCGAGACUUACUUUCCCGCGAACGCUGUGUUCUCUUCGCGAGUCUUUUGGACACUCUUGUUGUCUUUGACUCUAUUGCCUUCCCUUCUCCCUUCCCGUAUGACGCGCUCGCUUCAUCGUUCGCCCUUUGUUCUCGUUCUGCUGCUGCCUAUCGUGGCCUUUUUGAUUAUAGGCCGCACAGUGGAAAUCCGCAAGGCGUCCGAAAUUGCUCAGCCUGGUGGUGAUCAUGCUGGAGAUGGUGGAGCUGAUGUUGCUUCACUCGCGACCGACGUACUCGUUCAUUUGGGGAAGAGAAGGUUUGGUUUAGCAGGCGGAAGCAGUGCUGGAGCUGGUCUAACCACCUUGACGAUAUUUUUUUCUCCCCAUGUCAACACUCUCCCUAUUCAUUCCACUCUCGCCCGUACCAAACGUUCAAGUUUUUUCAUGCCGUGCCUCAUAUCAGGCGCCGUCAUCUUGAUACUUUCUCUCCCUCUCGCAUUGGUUCCAUACUACUUGCUCCCGAUGGACGCGACGGCCGCAGAUACAGGUAAAGGUGUGAUUUCGAAUAAUACCAUUCCUUCAGGUGUAUUUGCGCAUCUUCCAGCGGACGACGGCUGGGUUAACCUCGCGCGGCUGUUAAUGGUUACCCUUACACUCGGGUCGACAAAUAUGUGGAUCCUGCGUGGUCGAGAUGUCAUCCUCAAAGCGAUGGAUGUGGAUGGUGGCAACCAUUAUAAGGUUGGACGCUGGAUUGGCUUCGGCUGGUGGGUGGUCGCCGUGGGUGCGGCCUGCCUUGGUGGCUGGUUAGCAGACAAGAUCGAGUUGGUUGGCGUCUUAGGGGUGAUCGCAGUGGGGUGGUUCUUACCCUCCCUGUUUUUCAUCAUUACAUUCCAUGUUCGUUCCCCGCUGUCAAUUAUUUUCCCCUCACGCCAACCACCGCCAAAUCCGGAUGCUCUCGCGUCUCUGUCAACUUCACACAAUCUCAAUCGCCGCGGACAUUCCAGAGAAGAUAGUCUAAACGAUCCCUCGACGGAUGUUUUGCUGGCAAGGAAAGAGAGACAGUUGCAGAAACGCAGAUUAGGACGGAGACUGUGGCAAGAUUUGAUCGUAUAUGUUGGGAUAAUGCCAAUGGGGUGCGUCACCUUGGCAUGGACAGCGGGAAGAUUAGUUGGGCUCUGGUAGAUAAUUCUUGACCGGGUUUCUGAUGCACUUCAUAUCAU
This is a messenger RNA of Cryptococcus deneoformans JEC21, 2215 nucleotides long. RefSeq names its product expressed protein. The record is from RefSeq and is a predicted model, not a curated record. The coding region runs from base 384 to 2177 and encodes 597 amino acids. Lineage: Eukaryota; Fungi; Basidiomycota; Tremellomycetes; Tremellales; Cryptococcaceae. Gene Ontology annotation, biological process: amino acid transmembrane transport. Gene Ontology annotation, molecular function: amino acid transmembrane transporter activity. The transcript has 7 exons.